AACAAACGAAAAUUGACAACAACGUUACCCACAUUCUCCUCUUCGUCUCUUCUUUUUCUUCUCUCUUUGUAAAUUACUUGCAGUUAGGAAGGUAGGUACGGUUAGAGUAUUAGAGCCAAAAAAAAGGGGAGAGAAAAUAAAAGUUAACAACUGAAAUGAGUGACCAACCGAUGACUAUCGAAGACCCUAACGACUUAACCCUCCCUGACGCCGCCGUUGAUACCGACGAAACCACCGCAACUCCGUCGUCUGCUAGUCGAGUAAGAGGUCCAUGGUCGCCUGAAGAAGACGCUAUACUUAGUGAACUUGUUAGCAAAUUUGGUGCCAGAAAUUGGAGUCUCAUCGCACGCGGAAUUCCUGGUCGUUCUGGCAAGUCUUGCCGACUACGAUGGUGUAAUCAACUUGACCCAUGUGUUAAGCGCAAACCUUUUUCUGAAGAGGAAGACCAGAUUAUAAUUUCUGCACAUGCAAUUCAUGGAAACAAAUGGGCAUGCAUAGCAAAGCUUCUACCGGGAAGAACAGAUAAUGCUAUCAAGAAUCACUGGAAUUCAACUCUGAGACGGAGGUAUGAUUUUGGGAGGUCAGUAGGAGAUACCAGCAUUGACAGAAACAAAGCAUCAUCAGAAGAAACAGUUUCUGGCGAAACUAAUUCAUUUAAGCACUUUGAUGGAAGACAAGAUGUAAAUAUGGUGGAUAACCAAUGCCAUCAGUCUGAUUACCAGGCUCCAGUCAAUGAGAACCUACUUCAAUCCCUGCAACCUGAAAACCCACCUUCAAUUGUGUAUGAGAAUCACUUUGUAGUUGCACAUCCUCCCGUUAUUGCUCAUUUUGUUGAACAGACAGAGCCUCCCACACUAUCUCGUCCAGUUGCACGUGUUGGUGCUUUCAAUAUUUAUCAACCUUUAUCUAACUUAACACCUGCUGUUCCACGUCCCAAGCCCGUGCCUGUGCAGGGUCCUUUGGUUAAUGCCUUUCAACCCGACCUUGGUAUCUCCAAGUUUCUCGAUGGAGUUCAGUGUGAGCCGAUUAUUCCUUUGCGUUGUGGACAUGGAUGUUGCUCCGCUCCAACUGGUGCUGAAUCCGGAAACUCAUUGUUAGGACCAGAAUUCAUUGAAUAUGAAGAGCCUCCUUCCUUUUCCAGUCAUGAGUUAGCCUCAAUAGCCACAGAUUUGAACAAUAUUGCAUGGAUCAAAAGUGGUCUUGAUAGUAGUAGCUGUGCCAGGCAAAUGGAGACUCCUAUUCCAAGAAGAGACUCCCAAGGUACUGAUAACUCAAUGCAAUGCAUGCAGACUAACAACGUGCGUUUUGAUGAAGGACGGUCUAAGCUGAUGGGCAUGAUGACAGAAGUGAUCUCAACUCAGAUACCGAGGCAAACAGUCGCAUUGCCAGCUGAAGUUGGGGUUUGAGAUGGUUUUGGUUUUAAUUUUUCAAUCAUUAAUUAAUUCAGGAGUUGAUGAUAUGUUAGAGAGUUACAUACUAGUAGAACAUCUUACAUGGCGAGAUUUGUGCAGUGAGAACUGAGAAGGAGGGGAUAAGACUCAUUUUCUUAUCUAUAGUAAUGCUGGUAUACAAAAGAUGAGACUGUUCUUAUGUUUUAGCGCUUGAAAUAUAAUUGUUGUUACAGUCA
Beta vulgaris subsp. vulgaris (sugar beet) is the source of this 1627-nucleotide messenger RNA. RefSeq lists its product as hypothetical. The coding region runs from base 156 to 1406 and encodes 416 amino acids. Gene Ontology annotation, molecular function: RNA polymerase II cis-regulatory region sequence-specific DNA binding; DNA-binding transcription factor activity, RNA polymerase II-specific. Lineage: Eukaryota; Viridiplantae; Streptophyta; Magnoliopsida; Caryophyllales; Amaranthaceae. The transcript is spliced from 2 exons. Gene Ontology annotation, biological process: regulation of DNA-templated transcription. The record is from RefSeq and is a predicted model, not a curated record. Gene Ontology annotation, cellular component: nucleus.